Fusarium tjaetaba is the source of this 801-nucleotide messenger RNA. RefSeq lists its product as uncharacterized. The transcript has a single exon. The record is from RefSeq and is a predicted model, not a curated record. Bases 1 to 801 code for a protein of 266 amino acids. Lineage: Eukaryota; Fungi; Ascomycota; Sordariomycetes; Hypocreales; Nectriaceae.
AUGUCUACAACCUACAACCAUACGCUCUUCCUCUGGAUCGAAGGCUACUUUCCAAAGCGGAUUGCUUAUUAUCUUCUCUCGAAGGGCAUAUGCUCAUCUGUCGAGCAGCUGUAUGAUGGGAAGACCAACGAGAGCAAUUUGAAAAUCGUGCCCAUCACUUUUACUGGCGAUGGCUUUGUUUCUGAAGACCCCGAAGAGCCUUUACCACCUGGCACCAGAGUGCCCGCACUUCGCCUCGAUGACACCGGAAGCGACAAAUCCAUCUGGAUCCAUGAGACGUGGAGCAUUAUUAACUAUCUGGAAGAAGUGUUCGAUACCAAUAACUACCGACAAAUGUGGGCUACGGACCCUAUCGACAGAGCCAUCACUCAAGACGCCCUCAGCUACAUCGCCCUCGCCACAGACGCCGGGCGAGUCUGGCUCAUUAAUUGCGCUCCAUACAUGGCUGCAUUUUGGAACAUUCCCGAUUCUGAGCUCAGUCUCCCCGUCGGACGUCGCGCCCGACGUGAAGUCGAAGAGCACUUCAAAACACUGCAGAAUGUGUGUGCUGACAAUCUUACCUCAACGGGCUGGCUUACGCCCGCGGCUGACGGAGGUCCGGGCUUGGCUGACGUGAUGCUCGCCGCGACGGUGAGACAUACGGAGUUGAGCUGGAGUGAAUUUAUCCUGGAGGAUGAAGAGCUUGGGAGGUUGAGGGAGUGGUAUGAGAAGUUUAAGACGGUGAAGUUUUGGUAUGAGUUGGAGGAGACGGGGCGGUUCCCUAAUAAUGCGAAACGUGGUGAGGGAUCUGUUCGGAAGUAG